Messenger RNA from Candidula unifasciata, 1284 nucleotides. The record is from the annotation of a GenBank genome assembly. NCBI's taxonomy places the organism in Eukaryota, Metazoa, Mollusca, Gastropoda, Stylommatophora, Geomitridae.
AUGGUUGGCCUGCCAGCCAGGGGGAAGACCUACAUCUCUAAGAAGCUGACCAGAUACCUCAACUGGAUUGGAGUUUCUACUAAAGUGUUUAAUGUUGGAGAGUACCGACGGGCAAAGACCAACAAGUACCGCAGCCAUGAGUUUUUCAGAGCUGACAACAGAGAGGCUCAGGAUAUCAGGAAUAGUGUGGCUUUGCUGGCAAUGGAGGAUGCUGCAAGAUACCUAGAAGAUGGAGGAGGAGAAGUUGCUGUGGUUGAUGCUACUAAUACAACCAGACGACGACGAGAGAUUUUAGUGGAUAUGUUCACCGUGAAAAGGAACUUCAAGCUCUUUUUUGUGGAGUCUGUCUGUGACGAACCUCGGAUCAUCGAAGCUAACAUACUGGAAGUCAAAGUCUGCAGCCCUGACUAUGAAGGAAUGGACAAAAAUACAGCAUUAGAGGACUUUCUGAAAAGGAUUGAACAUUAUAAGCAGGAGUAUGAGGCACUGGACUACAAUUAUGACAAGGACAUCUCAUUUAUUCAGAUCUUUAACCAGGGGGAGAGGUUCAUUGUCAAUAAACUGGCAGGACACCUACAGAGUCGGGUGGUCUACUACCUAAUGAAUAUACAUGUUUUACCCAGGACCAUAUACCUGACACGACAUGGAGAAAGCUUGAUGAACCUACAGGGACGUAUUGGAGGCGACAGCGAUCUCAGUGAACAGGGAGAAUCGUAUGCCAUUGAACUUGCCAAGUUUGUGAAAAGUGAGAACAUCCCCAAUCUGAAAGUGUGGACCAGUGAGCUGAAGAGGACAAUUCAAAGUGCCAGAUACAUUGAUGCACCCAAGGAGCACUGGAAGGCACUCAAUGAAAUUGAUGCAGGAAUCUGUGAGGGAAUGACUUAUGAGGAGAUACAGGAUCAGUACCCGCAGGACUUUGCUCUACGAGACCAGGACAAGUACCACUACAGGUACCCAAGUGGGGAGUCUUAUCAAGAUCUGGUGGCCAGACUGGAACCAGUCAUUCUGGAGCUUGAAAGGCAAGAGAAUGUCAUGGUUGUAUGCCACCAGGCUGUCCUGAGAUGUCUCUUGGCCUAUUUUCAAGACAAGAGUGCAGACAGCCUGCCAUAUUUGAAAGUGCCACUUCACACUGUGAUCAAGCUGACACCGGUAGCCUACGGUUGUAGAGUGGAGUUUGUAGCUCUGGACAUCCCAGCUGUCAACACACACAGAGACAGGCCAGUGAAUGUGAAUCGAACCCGUUCCAGCUGCGAAGCUCUUGAGACAGUUCCAAACCAUAUCUGA